AUGCAAGAUGCUGAACACUGGGACAUAGGACAGAUGCAGGAUGCUGAACAGUGGGACAUAGGACAGAUGCAAGAUGCUGAACAGUGGGACAUAGGACAGAUGCAGGAUGCUGAACAGUGGGACAUAGGACAGAUGCAGGCCCAAUACACGGCCGAGUCUUCUCAGUCACCCGGCUGGAGGAGAAUCCGCCUGCACUUCGGGCCAGCUGGGACGCGCCAGGGCUCGGAGCACCUGCUCAAUGGACAGUCCUUCCCUGCAGAGGUGCAACUUAUACACUACAACCAGGAACUCUAUGCCAACUACAGUGAGGCAGCCAAGAGCCCCAAUGGCRUAGCAAUUGUGUCCAUAUUCAUAAAGAUAUCCGAGUCUCCAAAUGUAUUCCUGAAUCGCAUGCUGAACAGAGACACCAUCACGAGAAUAACAUACAAACAUGACGCAUUCUUACUCAUGGGGCUCAACAUAGCAGAUCUAUAUCCAGACACUAUACGUUUUAUAACAUACGAGGGCUCCAUGACUAUCCCGCCCUGCUUCGAGACAGCCACCUGGAUCCUCAUGAACAAACCUGUGUACGUCACACAGAUGCAGAUGCAUUCUCUGCGACUGCUAAGUCAGAAUGAGCCAUAUAAGAUAUUCCUCAGUAUGAGUGACAACACGCGGCCCGCCCAGCCUCUCCUACAGCGCUGUAUCCGCACCAACAUCAACUUCAGCAAGCAGGGCCGGGACUGCCCCAACAACCGUGCCCUGAGGCCCCAGUAUCGAGUAAACCAGUGGCUUCUGAAGUAGGAAAAAGAUGAACAUGCUGUACAAUACAACAGGAUAAAAACUAAAUAUGGGAUCCUGAUUCUCAAGACUUUAUUUGAAUGUGGAAAUACUACAUUAUCAGCAGAGGCUGUUUUUUGAAUAUGUUUGAGAUUGCAAAGUAAGACAAGUAAAGAUUGAAAAGUGUAACUUUUAAGGCUGCACAAAUGUAAUUCUUUUACAGAGCUUAUGGAAAUGGGCUGUAUAGAAAUUCAGCAGGCUCCGCCAUUUACUGACCUCUGCAGUGGAGACAAUGAGGACCUCUUUUAUGACAUCAUCACCAACAUCAKAUUCACUUGAGUACCCAAAGAUCCCAAAGGACCAACACUUCUUGAAAUUAGCUAAAUGUAAUCACAGAUACAACCAUAAUGUGUUUUGAUACCAACAGCAUUCCAUCAGAUCUAACAACAAGCUAAGAAUCUGAAUAUGAUAAGAGGGUGCUUCUGGUGAUGAAAGCUUCUACAUAAACAUGUCACAAGCAAAAGGUGUACUGAAUAAAUGUCACAAAUGCAGAAACUUUUCCUGACCAUGUGACCUAACCAGGAAAAACUCUGGAUCCCAGUAAAACACCAGGGCACGAGAUAUUCCUGUUCAGGCCACAUAGUCAGGAAACACUCCUAGCCAUAGACUUGGUAGAUCCAGUAUUUUAUACUGUAUUUACUAAACUUUUCAAGCCAUUUUGGGCCAUUUGCCCUUUCUCUGUUUAAUUGUUUACAAUUUCAUUCACUCUGUUUAUUUCAAUGAUAGCAGCCCAAUUAACAUGUUUCAGAGAAUUAUCUAAGAUAAAAUAUCACUUUACAUAAGGCCUAUAUAGUAUAUGCUGUUUAAGAAUUGUAUAUUGUCUAGCACUGAAUAGAGCAUGGGACGUGAUUUGUCUGCAAAUUCUUUAAGCAGUCACAAGGCAUUCCUUAUCAAUUAUUUAUCCUCAUUUUCAAUUCAGAGCUGUGUAUGGCGUUACAGGCAAUGUGGGUUUGUGUGUGUGCGCGCAUGUGUACAUGACUGUAUGUGUGUGUGUGUGUGCGCUCUCUCCUGGGAAUUGUAUUUCUCAUUAAAUAGGGUAAAUCUCCUCGUUUUGUGGCAACGAAACAAAUACAAUUGUAUUUGUCACAUGCGUCAAAUACAACAACAGGUCUACAGUGAUGCUUACUAAUAAUCUCUUUCCCACCGAUGCAGAGUAAAACAAGAAGAUAAAGACACAAGAGAAAUAACACACAAUAAUGAAGCUAAAUACAGGAAGUACCAAUAUACCAUAUCAAUGUGCAGGGGUACGAGGUAGUUGAGGUAAGUAUAUACAGUGCCCUCAGAAAAUAUUCACACCCGUUGACAAAGUAAGAUUUAUAUGAAUUGAAUUGUAAUUUUUUGGAAACGAUCUAAACAAAAUAGUCUAAUGUCAAAAUGGAAGAAAAAWUUUCAUUUUUAUUUUUAA
Salvelinus sp. IW2-2015 is the source of this 2224-nucleotide messenger RNA. RefSeq names its product carbonic anhydrase-related protein 10-like. The record is from RefSeq and is a predicted model, not a curated record. Gene Ontology annotation, molecular function: carbonate dehydratase activity; zinc ion binding. NCBI's taxonomy places the organism in Eukaryota, Metazoa, Chordata, Actinopteri, Salmoniformes, Salmonidae.